AUGGAAAAAAGAAAUCUAACAGUCAUCAGGGAAUUUGUCCUUCUGGGACUCCCUAGCUCAGCAGAGCAGCAGCACCUCCUGUCUGUGCUCUUUCUCUCUAUGUAUUUAGCCACCACCUUGGGGAACAUGCUCAUCAUUGCGACCGUUGGCUUUGACUCUCGCCUCCAUUCCCCUAUGUAUUUCUUCCUUAGUAAUUUGGCCUUUGUUGACAUUUGUUUUACGUCGACUACUGUCCCCCGAAUGGUGGUGAAUAUCUUGACUGGCACCAAAACUAUCUUUGCAGGCUGCCUCACUCAGCUCUUCUUCUUCAUUUCUUUUGUGAAUAUGGACAGCCUCCUUCUGUGUGUGAUGGCGUAUGAUAGAUAUGUGGCAAUUUGCCACCCCUUACAUUACACUGCCACAAUGAACCUGUGCCUUUGUGUCCAGCUAGUGGCUGGACUGUGGCUUGUUACUUACCUCCACAGCCUCCUGCAUACUGUCCUAAUAGCACAGCUGUCCUUCUCUGCCUCCAAUAUCAUCCAUCAUUUCUUCUGUGAUCUCAACCCUCUCCUGCAGCUCUCUUGCUCUGAUGUCUCCUUCAACGUAAUGAUCAUUUUUGUAGUAGCAGGUCUAUUGGCUAUCACACCCCUUGUUUGUAUCCUCAUAUCUUAUGGACUUAUCUUCUCCACUGUUCUGAAGAUCACCUCUAUUCAGGGGAAGCAGAGAGCUGUUUCCACCUGCAGCUGCCACCUAUCAGUAGUGGUGUUGUUUUAUGGCACAGCCAUCGCCGUCUACUUCAGCCCUUCAUCCACCCAUACGCCUGAGAGUGACACUCUGUCAACCGUCAUGUAUUCAGUGGUAGCCCCGAUGCUGAAUCCUUUCAUCUACACCCUAAGGAACAGGGAAAUGAAGAGAGGACUUCAGAAAAUGCUUUUCAAGUGCACAGUCUUUCAGCAGCAAUAA
Molecule: messenger RNA, 942 nt
Organism: Symphalangus syndactylus (siamang)
Lineage: Eukaryota; Metazoa; Chordata; Mammalia; Primates; Hylobatidae
Gene: OR1C1
Product: olfactory receptor family 1 subfamily C member 1
Biological process (GO): G protein-coupled receptor signaling pathway
Cellular component (GO): membrane
Molecular function (GO): olfactory receptor activity; G protein-coupled receptor activity
Source: RefSeq, a predicted model, not a curated record